AUGGAUUUCUCAUUCCCUUCACGUCAUUUCGACAGAGCGCAGAUUUCAGACCAAGAGGAUUCCAAGCCUGAUCCCCUGUCACAACCAGAAGCGCCAUCUCAGGGCACUGGUAAUUUCACGAUGAAUCAAUUCAGUGUACCUGACUGGGCAAGAUGGAGAUCUCAGCUAGCUCCCAUGCCUCACCAUUAUCAAAGUUUGAGCUUUCCUCAUGUUGCUGAUGGCGAGCCCUACGGCUUGGGUCCGUUGUCUCAGGAGCUCAUCGGGGAUUCAAACGGGUAUCUUGAUUCGUACCGCUCGCAUGUCACCCCCACCAUGGCUGGCACAUCCUUGGAUUUGUUAAACCCUCAGGCUGGAGAGAGCCACUCAGAUUGGCCACUUUUGCAACCUUCCCAUGUCUUCAAACCCCAGCCAUACAACUAUCCUCAGUUAGAACCUCUUCAGCCUCCUCCAGACUUCCCGCCGUCGCCACUUUCUGAAGUCUCCUCCUAUCACUCUCCGCAGUCACUCGCUGCUUCGAGUCCAGCAAUGACAGCUCAUACGGCAGACCGUCUAUCUCCACGUUCAAGCACUGGUGAUAAUAAAGAGGAGCGUCCCGGCCACCCUCCCUAUUCUGUUCUCAUCUACCAGGCCUUGAAGGAGGCCCCGGGAAACAAGCUUCAGCUCCAAAGCAUUUACUCUUGGUUCGAAGCGAAUACAGACAAGGGAGGGGACCCGAACGCGAAGGGGUGGCAGAACAGUAUUCGCCAUAAUCUCUCGAUGAACGCGGUAACUCUCACUUCUCAUAACUCAUUCUUUUGGUUCCUCGUUGGAUUCGAAGCAGUGAAGGAAGAAGUUGGACCAGGCAAAAGAGCAGUGAACUUCUGGAGGCUGACGCCGGAAGCCAUCCACAGCGGUGGCAUCCAAUCAACUACCCGCUACCGCAAGCUCCAACACCAAAAGAAAGGAAUGAACUCAGGCCAUCGUGGGGCCACACGUCAGCCGUCGGAGUCUAAGGGGGUCCACGCCACAAAAGUUGUCAAAUCACGCAGCACAAACAGUCCCCAGAGCGAGCGCGCCGAAGCAUAUCAUCCGCAGCAAAUAAUAAGCAUGAACCCUAGUCUGGGACAUGAAUACGGUCCCACGAGCCUUCCAGCGAUGCAAAGAUACAUGCAGCACCCCAUGGGACCUGUUGUCGGAUGCACCCCCAUGAUACCAGACAGCAAUACCCUCUUCAUUGACACCGCGGAACCAGGACCGGCAUUUGACGUGGGCCAUAACCAUGAUUGGUAUGCUCCCGAGUCGGGCUCCAAUAGGGUCCACGACCCACUCGAGGGUCCCGGUCGAUCAUUAGCAUGGGAUUUGAAAAAAGAAAUUUAA
Messenger RNA from Penicillium samsonianum, 1356 nucleotides. RefSeq lists its product as uncharacterized. The record is from RefSeq and is a predicted model, not a curated record. Gene Ontology annotation, molecular function: RNA polymerase II cis-regulatory region sequence-specific DNA binding; DNA-binding transcription factor activity, RNA polymerase II-specific. The transcript is spliced from 2 exons. The coding region runs from base 1 to 1356 and encodes 451 amino acids. Lineage: Eukaryota; Fungi; Ascomycota; Eurotiomycetes; Eurotiales; Aspergillaceae. Gene Ontology annotation, biological process: regulation of transcription by RNA polymerase II.